AAAACCUCGGUCAUGUUUAGGCUGAUUGCCACAAUAAUAAACGGCAAUGGAUCUUUUUCUAAGAAGCUAGAGUUCUUGGUGGUGCCAAGGAUCACGGAUUUACUUCCUGUUUCCUCUCUACACAUUAGCAAAACAGAAAUUCCAUGUCAGUUAGCUGAUCCAAGAUUUGCUACACCAGGCAAGAUUGACAUGCUUAUUGGAGCUGAAGCAUUCUUUGAAAUAGUUAAGAACGAUCAAAUUCGUCCAUCGUGCAAUAAUAACCUAACAUUUCGUAACACAGUUUUUGGAUACAUCGCAACUGGAUCUACAGAAUCUAAUAAUCAAGAUCAAUAUUGUGGACUAAUAUCAGAGCCAGAGUCAGUCGAUAAGUGUUUACAAAGGUUCUGGCAAAUAGAGACUCUAACAGAGGCUCCAAGUUUGAUGAGUAAAGAAGAGGAGUAUUGCGAAGAUCAUUAUCAAAGAACUCACAGACGUAAUGAGGACGGGAGAUAUAUUGUGCAGAUGGCAACCAAGGACAUACAAAACUUGGGAGAGUCAAGGAAAUUAACAGUGAGGAGAUUGAAUCAGUUAUGGAAGAGACUAUCAAGGAACAAUCAGUUAAAGGAGUUAUAUCAGAAUUUCAUGAAGGAGUAUUUGGAUUUGGAUCAUAUGGAAAAGGUGCAAGAGCAUUCUGCUGAUCAGGUAGCAAACCCCAUAUGUUAUUACCUUCCGCAUCAUGGUGUGUUUAGACCAGACAAAACCACUACAAAGUUAAGGGUAGUCUUCAACGCAUCUGCUCCCACAACUUCUGGACUGAGCUUAAAUGAUCAUCUCUUGAAAGGUGAAGUAAAGGAAGAUGUUUUCGAGAUUAUGACAAGAUUUCGAAAAUACAAGUACGCAUUUACAGCAGAUAUCCAGAAAAUGUUUCGUCAAAUUCUAAUUGAGCCCUCGCAACGAGAUCUCUUGAGAAUUGUUUGGAAGAACGAGGAAGAUGAAAUGCCAGUCACCUAUAGACUGAAAACUGUGACUUACGGGACCGCCAGUGCUCCCUUUCUUGCGGUGAGAACUCUUAAGCAGUUGGCUCACGAUGAAGAAGCAAGCUAUCCUCUGGCCUAUAAAACCAUAUUACGAGAUGUCUACUGGAAGACAUCGUAUCGAGCAAGAUUUCGAUGCUGCCCUCGAACUACAAUCUCAGUUGUGCAAUAUGUUGAGCACAUGUGGAAUGACACUACACAAAUGGAAUUCUAAUUCAAUGAAAUUGAUGAACAGCAGUUCACCAGAAAAUAAAGAACAUUGCUUUUCCUCAAGUGCAGAACCAACAGUAAAAACCUUAGGCAUUAUUUGGAAACCGGUUGAAGAUCAGUUCAUAUUCAAGGUAUCG
Molecule: messenger RNA, 1360 nt
Organism: Centruroides sculpturatus (bark scorpion)
Lineage: Eukaryota; Metazoa; Arthropoda; Arachnida; Scorpiones; Buthidae
Exons: 1
Coding region: 13-1227 (404 amino acids)
Source: RefSeq, a predicted model, not a curated record